This is a messenger RNA of Aspergillus viridinutans, 399 nucleotides long. Its product is annotated as mitochondrial 54S ribosomal protein mL41. Gene Ontology annotation, molecular function: structural constituent of ribosome. The coding region runs from base 1 to 399 and encodes 132 amino acids. The record is from RefSeq and is a predicted model, not a curated record. Gene Ontology annotation, cellular component: mitochondrial large ribosomal subunit. Lineage: Eukaryota; Fungi; Ascomycota; Eurotiomycetes; Eurotiales; Aspergillaceae. Gene Ontology annotation, biological process: translation. The transcript has 2 exons.
AUGGCAAUGUUCAAGCCUUCGCAACCGAUGAUGGCGCGAUUGCGUCUGACCACCAAGCAGGUCAAUGGCGGUUACUACAAGGGAAACCGGACCGGAUCAAUGGGUUACUUCGCGAAGAAUGGCUCUUAUGUGAUCGAUUGGAAGAGAGUCCGCACAUAUGUCGUCCCUGAAAAUCUGGCUGAUUUCAAGCUCACGCCGUUUGUGACGAAACGCAUGACGCCGACAAAGGGCAAGUACACGAGAGAGAUUGAGAAGAACGGUAGAACGGUUAUCGUCGAGCGAGCGUUUGGUGCGAAGGACUAUCUUGACAUGUGGGCUUCGGAUAAUGGUCAAGAAGUGCUGGAACAGGAGCGACUCGAGCAAGAAUCAGCGGCGAGCCAGGCGGCCUCCCGUCAAUGA